GGAGCCACGCACGAAGAAGCGACCCGGCUGCCACGGCAGGCUAUCACCGCCCAGCUACCGGGCUAACGUUACCGUGUCUCUGACCCGUUAACUGGGAGUUAAGACCUUUAACCGGAUGCCUCUAUGAUCCAGCUAACCUUACAACGAGAUAUACAGUGUUCAGUUUGCACAAGAGGUGAGCCAUGGCUGAACCGAACAACUCCCGUCCCCAGAGGAAGAUGUCUACUGCUGGGGAGAGUGUAUACAAAGUGCUAGGGUUGGAGAAAGGAGCGUCAGCAGAAGACAUCAAGAAAGCAUACAGAAAACUAGCAUUGAAGUACCACCCGGAUAAAAACCCAGACAACCCGGAGGCAGCGGAGAAGUUUAAGGAGAUCAACAACGCCAACUCUAUUUUAAAUGAUGAGACCAAGAGGAAGAUUUAUGAUGAGUAUGGCUCCAUGGGUCUUUAUGUGUCCGAACAGUUUGGAGAAGAAAGCGUCAAAUACUACUUCCUCAUGUCUAAAUGGUGGUUUAAGGGUCUGGUGCUGUGCUGUACAUUUUUCACCUGCUGCUGCUGUUGCUGCUGCUGUUGUUUCUGCUGUGGGAAGUGCAAGCCACCCGACGACGAUGAAAACUACCAGUACGUCGACCCUGAAGACCUGGAGGCCCAAAUCAAAGCAGAACAGGACGGAGGUAACACAGUAAUCAUAGGCCAGCCCACAUCUAAUCUGGGCCCAGAAAGCCCAGAAGAGCAGGCUAAGCCCAUCCCCCUGCCUAUGCCCAUGCCUCCACCUGAGCCCCAGUCGCCGACCUCGACCAAUCCAGCAGGGGAAGAAAACCCCGGAGAGACCUUACCAGAGUCAAAAUGACUCGAAAGAGAUGAGCCUCACCUACCGAAAGCAGGAAGCCUUUCAAGCCCCUCUUAUGAUUCAGCCACAUCCGACUGCCGCCAGCGACCCAGAGAACAACCAGCCCGAUGUCACCAGCCAGCCCACGCUUAUGUCUCAGUCCCACUGGUCCCACCUCAACCUACCUGAUCUACAAACACCUGUGAGGUGGACACUUAAACACUCUCGGCCCUCUCCACAGGAUUCAAAUUAUGGAGGAGUAUUCAUACAGAUAAACCUACUUGCUGGUAAUGAUCAGACCAGCUCUUAAGUACAAGGCAACUUGCCAUCCUCCAACAAAUCCCCACUCUUCCAGCUUCCCACACGUCCAGCCUGGGCUGGAUGUGACCUUGAUAUUAGUCCACUUCUACUUAUCCAGGGCUGAGCUUGAACUUCUCAUUAAUCUGUUCUGGUCAUCCCAUUCCAACCAGUAAGGAUGUGACACUGGGCAGAAAGAUGGCCAAAAAUAGGGGGAUGUGAGGAGAAAACGUGUAACGGAAAGGCGAUCCUCACUAUUUUUCCAGAUCAGGACUGGAAUUUGUUCUUUUUCUGUGUCCCAAACUUACUGCCUCCCUCCGUCUGUCCCCAACAGGAGUACUUUUUUACAUUUCCCCCCCUUUAACUUGCUUUGAAAUUUCCUUCUUUAAAAAAAGAACAAGCCAUGAGGAUCGGUAGUAAAUUCGAUGCCACUUGUCAUGUGUACAUAUCAUCAGGAGCCAGCAGUAAAACAGAAGUUACACGUUAAGACUUGAAGAUGAGGAUUAAAUACUUUUGGUUUUGUCCCUCUUCUUUAUCCUCCUGUGAACAAUCAGUUAAAUGUUACAUUACCAUCCUCAAGCGCUCAUCCUUACAGACUAGCUCUUGAUGCCAAGUGUGGUGAUACAAAUAUUCAUCUUUCAAAGGAGGCUGGAAGUCGCUUCGCAGAGUAGUUUUUUUUUUUUUUCAGGACCCUAAUACGUUUCAUUGCUUUGAUGUUACGUCUGAGCCAAAACCUGGAGCUGAAGAUUUAGAACUUCGAGGAGUAGAAUCGAGGCUUCCUUCUCCAAUGUGCAUGCAUUAUUAUCCAGCUGCAUGCCCCCUACUGUACAGCACUGGGUCACACAUCCCAAACUACGACACAGAAGAACUGCUGAUCCUUACAGACAUGCAGACUCUGGUUAAACACAUCCUGUGUACAAACACACACACACGUACCAGCCCUUAUGUCAUCGUGUGCUGAAAAAAUACCACCCCAAAUAUAAUCCGUUGACUACAAUGGACAGAUGCCAUAACAUGGAGGGCAAAGUGUAAGUUUUGACAAGAAAAGACUGUUGGUUGAUCCUUUGUUGUCAGUUUUACAUUGUGGUUACGCUCCUGCAGUCAGAUUAUUUGGUAGACCAAAGUAACAACAGAGCUUCAUGUAGCCAGCCAGCCCAUAACGAACCAGGUCCAGGUCAGAAGUCUCUAGAAAUGCCAUUUCUCUGUAAGCCACGGUUUAAUUUGUUGAAGUUAACUGUAUAAUAUGUUUGGGUCUAUGCAUCUUGUGAGACGGGUCUGAUGCCAUUUCACAUUUUCUUUUUCUGUCUCAGUUUGAGUUGUAAAUCUUGUACUAUACCACUUACAUCUAAAACUACAGUAACCAUCAGCUUGAAAGCUCCUUUAUAAUCUGUAAACUCAGGUCCAGAUUCACUAACACUGCACAGGGGCAAUCUUCUGAGUUAAUUGUGCUGCAGUUUCUUGAGUGCAUUUUGAGAUUUCAUUUAAUUUGCAGAAUGUUUUGUAAAUUUACUUGCAGUCCUUGAAAAGAGUUUUGAGCAAGUAAUCAACCACCUGUAUUGCAAGUUCCAGGCACUGACAUUUUAACUGGAGGACUGAUUCAUUAAUUCCUGCAAUUUCACACCAUAAAUAUCCUUUUCAGUGAUCUGUCAUGACUCUGUAGGAUGGAAAACUCUCCUUUGCUGAGUGGCUUGAUGCUGAUAGUGCUGUGCCUUGAAGAAUAAUUAUAGCAGUGACUGAACAGACAAACGUUUGAUGCAUUUUGCCGUCACCUCAACAUGUGCAAGACUGUUCUGUAGCAUCACCCGGGAAUAUUGUGUAGAAAAUAAUCUUAUCAUGUAAUAAUUCAACAUAUACAUGAGCAUGACUGAUGAAAUUAGGCUUUAUAUCUUAACUUGAGGCCUUUAGUUUUCAUAACUCGUCAUCUUUCCUCAUUCUACACUUUAUGGUGAUUAAUGUUUUCCUUUGCAAACCUUUAGUGAAUCUGGAUCAGUGUUGUUGAUUCAACAUCUUGAAUUGCGCAACGAACACAGCCACUUGAGAUCUUUGACUUCACCAGAGUUUUAUUCAUGCAGACUUAAUCAAAUGCACAUUUUCCUUGGUUGUUUUGUUUUCCGGGUUUUAGAUAGCUCAGUUUAAUUUGACAUUUUGCUCUUGGAUUUUGAUCAGGUUUUAAAGCAGCAUUCACCCAUCAAUCAUGGGGGAUUGUUUAAAAGAGUGUCCUCUGGAUGAUCAACUUUAGAUUUUCAUCUAACUUUUAUUUAACGCUUUGUCUGUACGUCUAAAAUCAGAAAUUGGUGACAGAUGUUCAGUGAGAUAUUCUCAGAUUUUGAUUUCUCAGAUGUCUCAUUUUGGAAUCCUGGUGUGACAAGACGAAGAAACGCAGCAGAUUUUUAUUAUGCUGCAAUGACACUAUUUUUGGCAUUUUUACCUGACAAGUGACUGAAAUGUAUUCUCAAUCUGUAAAUUGACUAAUUCUUUCAGUUUUUACACCAAGACACUAGAGUUUCCAUGUUGACUUGCUAUUGUAAACCCUUUUGAUGAGCAGUGUGGGUCAGGAGAUACCCAUUUUCCAUUGGAUUUGGGUAACUCUUGACCCAUGUUGGCCAUCAAAGGGUUAAUAUGUUGCUGUGGGUUAGAGCCAGGUUGGUGUCUGUGUCGUUCUACACAAAAGCAAAACUGGAUUUUCUGUUACGAUCAUGUGAGCUAUUUACACCGAUGUGUUAUUGCUAUAGUUGAUCAAUAACAACAAAGCGAUUUGAAAUUUUCACUAAAAUUCCUAUGGCUAAUAACUAGCCAAUCGGGUGCUUUAACCGAUUUAAUGCACUUGCUGAGACUCUAGAAUUAGUAAUUGUAAUGUGAUUUUGGUGAGGAUUUGAGCCAGCGUUCAUGUCUGGAUCAGUCUGAUUUAGAAGCCAUGACAAAAAAGUGAAAUCCAGGAUAAAAGGUCUAAAGAUGAGUAGUUUAUUUUACAAAAAAAAAAACAAAACAUUAGAUUGGCACAAAACAAAUGGAUAAGGUGCAGCAGUCAGUAUAGAAGUUUGUGUGGAUGGGUGAACAGUAUGGAGUUGGAUAUGAUGGAAGCAAACAAAUAAACGACAGGAGGGGGACUUAUUGUGAAGAAACACAGGGCCCAGGAGCCUCAAACUAUCCUGUUGACAAAUUAACCAGCAGAGCAGCCCAUCACUACCCAACAUUAAUCUAGUAGUUUCGUGCAACCUUUGAACAAACUGAUGAAAUGAUAGGAGAGACACCAAAACGUCUCAUGUGCUCAACAUGCUGUUACAAACUGUUCAGACAGAUUUUUUAAAAAAUAGUUAAACAUUUUCUGGAAAUAUAUUUUGUUAAUUUGUUUCCUCCACUGCUUCUGGUCAAUAAAUGGUCCCCUGUUAAACCACAACAUUGUUACAGAUAUAAGAUGUUGAAUAAUGAACUUAUAGGUGUUGGUCAGUGGAUCUUGUUACUUUUUUGACAGAGCUGGGCUAGCUGUCGCCUCCUGUUUACAGUCUUUCUAAGCUAAGCUUGUUUGAUAGCCUAAUAUUUAGCACAUAAACAUGACCAUGGUACUGACAAAACACAAACUAUAUUUCUCAAGAUGUUGAACUGUUCCCUUAGAUCACACUAUUUGAACAGAGGAAAAAUAUGUAGGAAGGAACAUUUUGCUGCCAUGUAUUAUUACCUUAAUCAUUGUUUACUUCUGUCAUGUGGAAGUUGAUGUGCUGUGGAGAGUUGUGUCCAGGACAGAGUUCUGUUGCGUGUAGGUAAUUUUUAAAACAAAUGUUUUCCCUUUCUGGUGGCAGGAUGAGAUUUGAGGGCAGGACAAAUAAAGGCAAGUGUGUCAGAGCUGGUGAAAAAGAUAGACUCUUCUAAAUUUGUCUCUCUGCUGCUGAAGUUUUUCAGUGUAAGCUAACGCAGAGCUCUGUGUACAGUUUUGUGAAUUACAAACUGCUCAAAAGCCAGCUUAUACAAGUGUCUCCAUUGCUUUACUUCAGCUCUGUCUUUGAUGGAUUACAUAUCAUCUUGUGUUUCUCAGCAGAACUGUUUGCAAACUUGAACGUUAUUUCAUGUCUCUCUUUUUUUAGUCAAUAGCCAAAACCGAAACAAAGCAUUUCAUGAUUAAUUCUAUUUAGUCUUUCUUCAGAUCCACUCACAUUAAAUCAAUUUAGUCUAAACUUGAUGAGGUCCAUGGAGCACUGAAAGACAUAUUUAUUAUUUUUUAAUUGUUGUAAAUAACUCAUAAAACAGCAAAGUAAAAGACAAAGUUCCUUAUUGUUAGUAGACGGGUUUUAUGAACUGAUUAAACAGUGUACAUACAUUUUUAUUAUUUUUUAAUUUAUGUCACAUAGAAAAACCAUUACCUAAAUUUGGAAUGACAGAAAUGUGGGAUGGUAGGCGGCGGUCAACUUUGAUAUUUAAUCAAGAGCGCAGACUCUAAAGUCAUCUGUGUUUACUUUGAAUCACUGGCUCAGGUGUUCCAUGCUAACAUGUUUGCAUGCAUUGUGUUUAGUGCUAAUGCUACAGUAUGCCAAAAACAGUUAGCAAGGAGCUAAUGUUCUUCCAGAGACAGAUGGAUGACUUUUUGUGUCUGCAUUUUUAUUGUUUAAUGGAGAAGUUGACCAUAUGGACAAUCUACCACAAUUGCUGUGUUUCUCUUUAUGAUGACAAGAAAAUCUGAAAUUCAACAUAACAGUAGGAUGAUAUGAUGAAAACAUCUUAUCAGUGUAGCUAAAGUUUUAUUUUAUUGUCCUUUGGGGGGGCAUGUCACUAACUGUUGUGGUUCCUUGUGGCGAUGUGUAAAUGAGUUAUUAUGGAAUUCAACCAAAUAAAAAUGGGGGAUUUUAUAA
Amphiprion ocellaris (clown anemonefish) is the source of this 5965-nucleotide messenger RNA. RefSeq names its product DnaJ (Hsp40) homolog, subfamily C, member 5 gamma a (gene dnajc5ga). The transcript has 7 exons. NCBI's taxonomy places the organism in Eukaryota, Metazoa, Chordata, Actinopteri, Pomacentridae. The record is from RefSeq and is a predicted model, not a curated record. The coding region runs from base 183 to 848 and encodes 221 amino acids.